UGCAGCGGGGCUCCCACAGUGCCACGUAACAGGCUGCCGCUGCUGUGCGUACUGUGAGUGCGUAGAGUGUGAGUGCGUGUCACAGCCGGGUAGUAGCCGGGAGUGGUACCGUGGUGGCAGCGGUCUACGCCUGGGGGGUUGGGGUUUAAUAUGGGAGGCUCGAACAGCGUGGAAAUCCCUGGAGGAGGCACCGAGGGCUAUCAUGUUUUGCGGGUCCAAGAGAAUUCCCCGGGGCACAGAGCUGGCCUGGAGCCAUUCUUUGAUUUUAUUGUUUCUAUCAAUGGAAUAAGGCUUAAUAAAGAUAAUGACACCCUUAAAGAUCUGCUAAAAGCCAAUGUAGAGAAGCCUGUAAAGAUGGUGGUGUACAGCAGCAAGACACUGGAACUGAGGGAGACAACAGUGACCCCCAGUAAUAUGUGGGGUGGGCAAGGUUUACUGGGAGUCAGUAUACGCUUCUGCAGCUUUGAAGGAGCAAAUGAGAACGUAUGGCAUGUAUUGGAGGUGGAACCAAACUCUCCAGCAGCACUGGCUGGACUGAGACCCCACAGUGAUUAUAUAAUUGGAGCUGACACUGUAAUGAAUGAGUCUGAGGAUCUAUUCUCCCUCAUUGAGACACACGAAGAAAAACCUUUGAAACUUUAUGUGUACAACACAGACACAGACAACUGUAGAGAAGUUGUCAUCACUCCAAACACUGCCUGGGGUGGUGAGGGCAGUCUAGGGUGUGGUAUUGGCUACGGUUACCUCCAUCGGAUACCAACAAGACCCUUUGAAGAGGGAAAGAAUAUCUCUUUGCCUGGACAAGUUCCGGGGGCCCCAGUGAGUCCUCUAAAAGAUGGCUUUACAGAGGUACAGCUGUCGUCUGUAAAUUCCCCACCUACUUUACCUCUUGGCACUGCAGGAAUUGAAGCAAGCAUGUCUGGGCUAUCAAUCGGUGCCAGUUCCCCUGUAGUUAGUAAUGCGAUUAAUGCAGGUUUACCUACUGUGCCAGUGCUCACGCCACAGAUAAAUCCAUCUUUCACCCCUGUCCCUCUGAAUCCAUCUGUAUCGCUUCCAAUUGCAGGUUUGCAGUCCUUUGGACCAUUGCCACCUUUAAAUCUGACAGGAAUGCCACCUCUAUCAGUUCCUUCUCCGUUUCCUGCAUUUCCUUUAGCGCCAAUGGCUGUUGAUGUACCUCCUCUAUUGCUGGACCAUUCCCUGGCACCCACCACCGAACAUGUAACUGCACCUGCCCAAGAUGCGACCCUUCCCGUCACAGAGAAACCUGUUAUUAGCAGCACAGAAGCAAGCACCAAUGAAUCUUCAUAACUCUGAACCUUGUCUAUGGAUUGGAUGGGCUUAAAGGGGAACUUUAUGUUAGAAUUUACUUGAGUAUGAUAUACAUUGAUAUUCUGAGACAAUUUGCAGUUUCUUCUUUUAAAUUUAAUUAACCUUUCUGCUGAGCCUCUUUCUAACCUGAGAUCUAUAAUACUGUCUGGUUGCUAGGGCCACUUCUUGUCUUACUCUACAUGCUAUCUCCUAUCAUUAAACUUCUGUCUGGUUGUUGGGGCAAGUAAUACCCUAGGAGCAGCAUGAAACUUUAAAGGGUAACUCCACAAAAACAUAACUUAAGCUUUUUGAAAAGUAAACAUAAUUUCAAGCAACGUUGCAAAAUACAUUGUUUAAAAAAUAUGCAGACUUUUCAUGAUUUUUAAUGGUUUCUGACAGUUCCUUAAGCCUAGCCCCCUGCUCUCCUGCUGAUCUGUCUCACUACUUUGAUGAGUUGGCUGACUACUGUUACUUUGUAUCAACAGCCAACUGUCCUCAGCCUGCAUCCUCCAAACCCCACAAUUCCCUGCACACGUGAUUUCAAUAAGGAAUGGAACAUCAUAGUGCAAUGCAUUGUGGGUUAUGUAGUUCCUGCAUGCUGUCUGUAAGCUGUGGAGAAGUUGUUACACUUUGUAACAUCAGUAUUUAGACCUUCCUUCCCUGCCAGAAUUUCAAAUAAUGCAGAGAGAGAAGAAAUGUUAAACAGCUGGAUUUCAGCAUAGAAAAUGGCAUUUAUUCAUAGUUUUUGAAGAAACUGGUUACUGUGAUGGGUAUAUUAGGGGUUUCUGUGCUAUGUUGGCCUCUUUAUCAAAUUUUGGUUUGAUAGCCAGAGUUCCCCUUUAAAUUUGAAAUUGUAAACCUGCUGAAGUGUUCAUUGACCACACAAAAGAUUCAAAUGUAAAUUGUCUCAUUUUAGCAUUGUAUCCAUCAUACCACACACACAUAUUUAUUUAGCCACCAGAUGUGUUUCAGAACGCAAUCAUUCAUGUCCUACUAGUUUAUACUUAUACUGUAUGUAGGAGACCUGUAAAUAUAUAAAUAAAGCUAGCAACGGGGGUCCAGAAGAAUGUAAGAAAACUGCAGAUGAAAGAAAUGCCAAACUCUUAAGUGUUUGUAAAUUAUUUUAGCCUAAGACAAUUUGCAGCUGAGGAAUAAUAAUAAUAAUAAAGAUCCACAAUGUACAAUGUAUAAUGUCUGUAUGGUUUAUGCAAUCCUCUAUGAAAGUUUAGUCUAUGGUGGGGGCUGCGUUGUGUUCAGGUCUCUACAAGGGUUAAUGUUGCUGCUUUGCUUUAAAAACAAAAACUACUGUAUAUGGCAUUGAAAAGAUCGAUCCGUUAAGGUGUGUGUUUGAAAUAGAUCACAGGAUCUUCAUUUAAUCUGGGAUAUACUUUCAGCAAUAAAUUACUGGAGUUUUACUUUUA
Messenger RNA from Xenopus laevis (African clawed frog), 2729 nucleotides. It is a transcript of the gene gorasp2.S, whose product is annotated as golgi reassembly stacking protein 2 S homeolog. The transcript is spliced from 9 exons. Lineage: Eukaryota; Metazoa; Chordata; Amphibia; Anura; Pipidae. The coding region runs from base 151 to 1308 and encodes 385 amino acids. Gene Ontology annotation, cellular component: Golgi apparatus; Golgi membrane. Gene Ontology annotation, biological process: Golgi organization. The record is from RefSeq and is a predicted model, not a curated record.